AGUGCGGUAGAAGAACAGAAUGAACAAAGGGAGAGAAUCACCAAUGUCUACCAGUGACACCAUCGCGUCACGACUGCGGUACUGGAGUGUGACGUCACCAGAGACAAUGGCUUUUAUCUACGUCACCCCUGAAGGAGAGCGAUAUGCGUACAGCAGACGAGAGUUUUUCUCUUGGUCACGCAGGGCGGCCAGUUGGCUUCGAUCCCGGGGCAUGCGCAAACGUGACGUCAUUCUGUGCCUGCUAAGCAACUCCCCCGAGGAAACAUUUAUCACCAUGGGGGCCACGUUGCUAGGGGCAACAGUUAUAGUCGCCAGAAUGCAGUUUCAAGACGGAUCGGAUCUGGUGCCAGUCUUGACCCUGGGUGACGUCACGACCAUAGUCCUUGACCCGAGAGACACUGACAUCAUUUCCGGUCUCAAGAAUCACAUCCCCAACUUGUCUGGUGGAGAGGUCACUGCUGACGCUUUUCCAGCCUUGAGGACCGUUAUCUGUUGCAAUCGAAACCCCGAGGGUUCAGGAGAGCUGUUUCUGGAAUCCAUUUGCAGGGAGCAAGAGGCAGAACCUGAGGACAUCAGCCCCGAUGACCCCGCCCACAUUUUCCUUACUUCCGGUAGUACAGGACAGUCUAAGCUCGUGCUACGUACUCACAAGCAGGUCCUGGCCCUUGGGCCCCCGAUGUGCGAGUCCUACGGGUGUAAGCCGGGUGACGUGCUAUUCAGCAGCAACUUUUUUGGGUGGGUUACUGGAUAUCCCUCCAGUUACUUCUUUUGUGGAAUUACAAGAGUGACACCUUAUAUCAAAGGUUCCCAACCAAAAGACGAGUUGAAGUUCCUGCUAGAUGUGAUGAGUAAAGAGAAGGCCACUCAUGUCCUGACUUUGCCCCAAGUGGCCAAGAAAUUUCUCACACGCACUGACCUCCUGACCUCUCAUCUCACUUGGCGAGCGCGAGCGUUCAUUUUUGGCGGCUCCCCAGUCAGGAAAGAUGUCGCCGGGAUCCUGGGAACUCUGACGUCAGAGCUUCGGGUGUCCUGUGGAACCACAGAGACAGGCUUCAACUUGUACAAAUCCUACACAGACCCUGAGAAGGUCGAAAGCUUCAACUGCGGAAAACCUGUUCAAGGUGUACAGGUCAAGGUGGUGGACCAAAAUCUUCAGGAAGUUCCUCCCGACACCAAAGGUGAACUGAUGAUUAUGCACAACAACGUUUUCCCCGGUUAUCUCAAGCAGCAGUCAGCUGCAGCCACACCUGAGCCUGGCUGGUUCAAAUCUGGUGACCUCGCUUACGUCACUGAUGAGGGCGACGUUUGUGUUGAGGGGAGACAAACCGAGGCUAUAACUGUGGGGACGUGGACGCUGUAUCCACAGCCCUUGGAGACAAGUCUCCUGACUUGUCCAGGAGUACACGAGGUGGCAGUGGUGGCGAUUCCUGACAAGGACUUUGGUAGCCGUCCUUGCGCAUGCGUCGUGCCAGAUCCCAGACCGGAAGUUAAGAACGUUGUGCCUGAAGCUGUUCUUCGCCUGUGCUCGGAAUUUUUUCGAGAAAGUUUUCUCCAGGAGUACAAGCAGGAAUCCUCUCCUAUCAAGAACUGUUUGCUCUUUGAUCAGUUUCCUGUCAACUCCAGCGGUAAGGUACAACGGAGUCUGCUUCGAACCUUAGCGAGAGAGAGGCUUGGCUUGUAAACUCAUCUUACUAACUUCACAAUAAAAUCAUGGCAACUUCUAUUUGCAUCAAACCAUAAUUAUUCAAAUUCUUAUUAUUCCUUUGGUAUGCUUUUAACUAAAGCCUACUCAGUGCAUAUGCGAACUGUGGCAGCUGAUUAUUGUGAAACAGUCGACAUUAAUGGCCAGAGGUAUGACUGCAACCCUGUAUGCAACGGAGUUUCUUUCUGAUAAAAGCCAAGAUUGAAAAAAAAAAACUCCCAAAGAUUUGUGAAAGAUUAUUUAAUCUAUUCGAAUAUUUAUUGUCUGCCAUUCUCUUUGUCGGCUACGGUUAUUUUUAAUUUUUUUUUCUUCUGUUCAAAAUUUUAUUAGGAUUAUAACAGUUAUUACAUUUUUUGAUUGUAAGAUUAUAGAAUAUUUUUGACGCUGUACUUGCAUUUCCAACAAG
Pomacea canaliculata is the source of this 2108-nucleotide messenger RNA. RefSeq names its product medium-chain fatty-acid--CoA ligase-like. Bases 20 to 1681 code for a protein of 553 amino acids. NCBI's taxonomy places the organism in Eukaryota, Metazoa, Mollusca, Gastropoda, Architaenioglossa, Ampullariidae. Gene Ontology annotation, molecular function: CoA-ligase activity. The transcript is spliced from 6 exons. The record is from RefSeq and is a predicted model, not a curated record.